This is a messenger RNA of Ictidomys tridecemlineatus (thirteen-lined ground squirrel), 2045 nucleotides long. RefSeq names its product homeobox A7 (gene Hoxa7). The record is from RefSeq and is a predicted model, not a curated record. Lineage: Eukaryota; Metazoa; Chordata; Mammalia; Rodentia; Sciuridae. Gene Ontology annotation, biological process: anterior/posterior pattern specification; regulation of transcription by RNA polymerase II. Gene Ontology annotation, cellular component: nucleus. Gene Ontology annotation, molecular function: RNA polymerase II cis-regulatory region sequence-specific DNA binding; DNA-binding transcription factor activity, RNA polymerase II-specific.
GCUGAGAUUGGCGGAGGCGGUCAUGUGGGCGGUCACGUGCUGCCGCGAGCUCCGUCCAAAAGAAAAUGGGGUUUGGUGUAAAUCUGGGGGUGUAAUGUUAUCAUAUAUCACGCUACCUCGUAAAACCGACACUGAAAGCUGCCGGACAACAAAUCACAGGUCAAAAUUAUGAGUUCUUCGUAUUAUGUGAACGCGCUUUUUAGCAAAUAUACGGCGGGGGCUUCUCUGUUCCAAAAUGCCGAACCUACUUCUUGCUCCUUUGCGCCCAACUCUCAGAGAAGCGGCUACGGGGCGGGCGCCGGCGCCUUCGCCUCCACGGUACCGGGCUUAUACAAUGUCAACAGCCCCCUCUAUCAGAGCCCCUUCGCAUCGGGCUACGGCCUGGGCGCCGACGCCUACGGCAACCUGCCCUGCGCCUCCUACGACCAAAACAUCCCCGGGCUCUGCAGUGACCUCGCCAAAGGCGCCUGCGACAAGGCAGACGAGGGCGCGCUGCACGGCCCAGCCGAGGCCAAUUUCCGCAUCUACCCCUGGAUGAGGUCUUCAGGACCUGACAGGAAGCGAGGUCGCCAAACCUAUACGCGCUACCAGACGCUGGAGCUGGAGAAGGAGUUCCACUUCAAUCGCUACCUGACGCGGCGGCGCCGCAUCGAGAUCGCCCACGCUCUCUGCCUCACUGAGCGCCAGAUCAAGAUCUGGUUCCAGAACCGCCGCAUGAAGUGGAAGAAAGAACAUAAGGACGAGGGUCCAUCAGCCACUGCAGUCUCUGAGGGUGCAGUGCCCUCCGCUGCUUCUGCUGCCGCUGCCGCGGACAAGGCCGAUGAGGAGGAGGAAGAUGAAGAGGAGGACGAAGAGGAGGAGGAAUGAAGGGCCACACUGGGGCCCUGGCUGCACUGGACAGUCAGAAAAGCGUCUUUGAGAAACUCACUGGUUUUAUUUACAAAAAUGGGGAAAAUAAGAAGAAAAUGUAAAAAAUAAUAAUAAAAAUAAAAACACCCUGACUCCAACCCUCACCCCACCCACCCCAUCACCCACCCUAGUUCCCAACUUUUCUGGACUGAGUGGCCACCGAGACUAGGUCGCCUUGGGAUCCCCUCUGCCUAUGAAUAUCCCAGUAGAUACCCCAAACCCUAGGCCAGCGCUUGGCUCUGGCAUGGCCAAAAUACUACCUAGCACAGGCCUCCUUGAGAGGCAACCCCCAAACUACCUAUGGGCCCAGCCCCAGUGGGCCUCCACUCCCAGGAAGCCCCCUUCAACACUGGCAGACACCCAGCACCACCUCCUAUAUCCUUAAGAAUGGUGAUUCUCUCAGUACUACCUACUAGCCCCAAACUACCUAUUUUGUGCUGGCUGGCUUGCCUGCUACUUGGUGCCGGCCUCUCCCAGGCCAGGCUCCUGCUUCUCCCAGUGGACUGCCUUUGAGGCCUCACUGGGAAGGCAUGGAGGUCCAGGGACCAGGGCAUUGGCUUCUAUUUAAAUUGAAAAAUAAUAUAUUUCUUCCAAAGCAUACUAUGUGCUGCAACCUAGAAUCCCUCUUUCUCUGGCUUGGGCACCUCAAGUUCAGGCCCAUCACCGCCCCCACUUCUGGAGGGAAGCAUUCCUGAGAUGGCUGCAGACCUCUGGGUUAGCUUCUGCUUCAUAGAAUUGCAGAGAUGCUCCCAGCCUCCCUGUCCUCUUCCCUAGCCCCUGUGUCCUACUGUUCAGCCAUGUCAAAUAUGUACACCCUGAUUUUUCCUACAAUAACAAAUACUGUAUAUUUGAGGGUUUUUUUUUUCUUUUGUCAUUUCUGUAGUCUUGGAGCUCAUUUACAAAGGAAUAUCUUGACUUGGAAAGGAUGUGUUAAUGGGGUGACUUUGUAGCAUGGUGUGUUGUCUUGAGCUAACUCUGUAGUGGCUGGGAGGCCCGAAGCCCUCCCUGAUGCCUUUCAUCUCCUGUGUUGUCUUGUGUCCCUCUUAGCUCCAGCUUGGGGUUCAGGGAAAAUAUGCUUCCCAGCCCAGCUAAUUGUGUUUUAUGUAACAAAAUAAAGAUGCUUGGUGACAAAGAAA